CAAACAACCCCAUCGUCUAUCAGAAUUUAUAAUCGUGCUUGAUGAAAAAGCAAAUAAAAGCAACAAGUUCUGUGUCUGUCAAGAAUGUGUAAUUGGUUCUUCUUAUGAAGAUGCAUAUAAUAAUAGGUUUGCAAACACACAAGA
Racocetra persica is the source of this 144-nucleotide messenger RNA. Lineage: Eukaryota; Fungi; Glomeromycota; Glomeromycetes; Diversisporales; Gigasporaceae. The record is from the annotation of a GenBank genome assembly.